CGUGCACGACCAGGCCAGUCAGGAGAACGGCGGAGCUCAGGUUGCAGGACCGUUCGCAGAUGAAUGAUCGCCCAUGAGAUUGUCGCAGUGGCUCUCAUGUGAUGAUUCCUGUGAUAGACACGGGCUUGGGGUCGAGGAGGAAGGUGCAUUCGGCCCACGGGACAAUGACUUCAUCCGAAAGUGUGACCGCUGAACAACGUUCGGACCUUUUCUCGCAUUUCAAGAGAUCAACAUGGUUCUCCCGCGCAGAAUCCUUCGGCAUGCCGACAGCUUCGCUACCGAGAUUAGUGUAUGCAGCCUUUGAUAUUGGCCACGUUUUCCAGGCGGGAGAAGUGCCAUGGAGCGCAGUCCGCAGCGUGCGUCUGCGGGACGUGCGAGGAUGGCGUCGAGGAACAGAUCUGAUAGAAUGUUCGGCAUUACUUCGUACUCUCUGGCUGCCUUCCGCAGUGUCCACCGCUUGCAGCGCAGCUGUGACGGUGUGCUCGAGUCAAGUUGGCACUUCGGCAGCGUGGGGAGACGAUCCCCGGCGGAGGUCGCCCUGUCCGAAUCGCCUGGCAAAAUAGACACCCUGGCCAUACGCAGAUUGCAGCUGUCUUCAGUCGUCAGAGCGCGGCCACUGUGUCAGGACGACAGGUAUUCUUGUUGCACAGGGGCGCCAAUAAAGGGACACGGUGCGGCGUCGUCGCCUGAUACGAACUCGUCUCUGCCAAUGAGGGGCACCGCGUUCACGCAGCAAAGGGGCGCUCGGGUGCGAUCAUGGACAGAACAACCAACGGUCCGGGAGCGGUGAGACGUGGACGUUUCGUUUGCGUGCCUGUCUGCGAUGCGCGUCCCAGAAGAGUGGCACUGAUCUGCUCAG
This is a messenger RNA of Didymella exigua CBS 183.55, 859 nucleotides long. RefSeq lists its product as uncharacterized. The record is from RefSeq and is a predicted model, not a curated record. Bases 102 to 563 code for a protein of 153 amino acids. The transcript has a single exon. Lineage: Eukaryota; Fungi; Ascomycota; Dothideomycetes; Pleosporales; Didymellaceae.